CCAGAUAAACCAGUUUUCAGUUCAGAGUUAAUCCUGAGUGAUCGCCUCUUUGUUUGAUCGAAAUAUCACAUCUAGAGAUUUCACCUUUAUCCUACCGUGAUGGCUGGCGGAGGGUUAGCGGUAGCCGCCGCCGGAGGAGUAGAGUUUGAGGCCAAAAUCACGCCUAUUGUCAUCAUCUCAUGCAUUAUGGCAGCAACCGGCGGCCUUAUGUUUGGUUACGACGUCGGCGUUUCAGGUGGAGUGACGGCGAUGCCGGAGUUUUUGAAGAAGUUUUUUCCGGUGGUGUAUAGGAAGACGGAGGAAGGCAAACUUGCAACUUUCUUCGCGUCUUACACCACGAGGAGACUUGGAAGAAGGCUGACUAUGUUGAUUGCCGGAGUUUUCUUCAUCUUCGGAGUUAUUUUCAAUGCCGCUGCUCAAAACCUUGCCAUGCUCAUUGUUGGGAGGAUUUUGCUUGGUUGUGGUGUUGGUUUUGCUAAUCAGGCUGUUCCAGUAUUUCUAUCGGAAAUAGCACCCACAAGAAUACGUGGAGGUCUCAACAUCUUGUUUCAACUUAAUGUCACAAUUGGGAUUCUUUUCGCCAACCUCGUAAACUAUGGAACAGCAAAGAUUGAAGGUGGUUGGGGGUGGAGACUCUCCCUAGGGUUAGCCGGAAUCCCGGCGUUGAUGUUGACAGUCGGCGCACUCUUGGUGGUUGACACACCAAACAGUUUGAUCGAAAGAGGCAAAUUAGAAGAAGGAAAAGCUGUUCUUAGAAAGAUACGAGGAACUGAUAAUGUGGAACCGGAGUAUUUAGAGCUCGUUGAAGCAAGUCGUAUCGCUAAAGAAGUCAAACACCCAUUCCGCAACCUCCUCCUCCGCAAGAACCGACCACCACUCAUCAUCUCCAUCGCCCUACAAUUCUUCCAACAAUUCACCGGCAUCAACGCCAUUAUGUUCUACGCGCCGGUGCUAUUCAGUACACUCGGCUUCGGAAACGACGCUUCUCUUUACUCCACCGUGAUCACCGGCGCCGUCAACGUCCUCUCCACGAUCGUAUCAAUCUACUCCGUCGACAAACUCGGUCGCCGGAUUCUUCUCCUGGAAGCCGGAGUCCAGAUGUUCUUCGCACAAGUUGUAAUCGCAAUCAUCCUCGGAAUCAAAGUCACUGAAACCUCGGAUAACCUCAGCACUGGUUUCGCUGUUCUGGUUGUGAUCAUGGUGUGUACGUUUAUCUCGGCGUUCGCAUGGUCGUGGGGGCCGUUAGGGUGGUUGAUUCCUAGUGAGACUUUCCCGCUCGAAACACGGUCAGCCGGGCAGAGUAUUACUGUGUGUAUAAACUUGGUGUUUACGUUCGUGAUUGCUCAAGCUUUUCUGUCGAUGCUUUGCCAUUUUAAGUUUGGGAUCUUCUUGUUCUUUUCGGGGUGGGUGUUGAUUAUGUCGAUUUUUGUGUGGUUUUUGGUGCCGGAGACGAAGAAUAUUCCGAUUGAAGAGAUGACGGAGAGGGUGUGGAAGAAGCAUUGGUUGUGGAAGAGGUUUAUGGAUGAUGAUGAUGAGUAUGUUCAUCAUGAUGAUUUGGCAAAGAAGAAUGGGUUUGUUGGGCCUUUGUAGAGACUGGGCCUGUUUGUGUGAAAAUAUUAGGGUAAAGCUAUACAAAAAUAAAAGCUACAGAAAUACGGAAUAUGGAGUAUAAUUUAGUUGAUGUUUAUGAUUUGCUUUUAUUUUUUUUAGUCGGUAAAGUAUAAAACCGAAUAAGAAAAACAAUUCUAGAUUUUAAAUUUUAAUCUUGUUUGACCUUCUUCUUAUAUGAAUUUUACAACACUCUGAUGACAUUGUGACAUGAAGGUGCAUUAGGAAAAGUUUUAUCCUUAGU
Molecule: messenger RNA, 1852 nt
Organism: Lactuca virosa
Lineage: Eukaryota; Viridiplantae; Streptophyta; Magnoliopsida; Asterales; Asteraceae
Source: the annotation of a GenBank genome assembly